This is a messenger RNA of Gambusia affinis (western mosquitofish), 2799 nucleotides long. RefSeq lists its product as uncharacterized. The record is from RefSeq and is a predicted model, not a curated record. The coding region runs from base 2036 to 2695 and encodes 219 amino acids. The transcript is spliced from 5 exons. NCBI's taxonomy places the organism in Eukaryota, Metazoa, Chordata, Actinopteri, Cyprinodontiformes, Poeciliidae.
UGAAUAUUUUCUGACUUGUGUUAGUACUGUUACGUCCACCUGGCUCGUUUGGUGGGGUAACAUUAAUGGAGACCACACAAGGAUUUUCUCAGUUAAUGAAAAAUGAAAUUUAUUAAAUUAUAUUAAGUAAAACCUGAAAAGGGAUUACCUGAAAUAAGAAGCCAGAACAAAUUAAUACAAAACCCAUAACCAAUUAGAAAUAAACAAACGCAAAACAAACCUAACAAAACUCAAUCAUAAGGUACAAACCAAACCAACUGGGGUUCUGAGGAGGGAGAGGAGAAAAAGCCUCCUGACUGCUGCAGCAUGACAGCUUUUAACCUUCCUAUGGUGUUAGGGUCCCUACGGACCCGUUUUGAGAUUUAGCAUGCAUAAAAGUACUUCAUACAUUUGUUUUUUGCGUUGAAACUUUUUGACUUUGUCAGGGACUUCCAUUUAAACAAAGUAAAAUCAUUUUUUUGUUUUUUAAUAAAUUAUAAAGUGCUCUAGUGAAAAAAAUGACUUUUGUGGUGUUCGGGUCAUUUGUGACCCGGUUAAAAUUUUUGAUUAUUUUGAAUCAUUCCAAUCCAAACGUGGCAACAUCCGUUGGAGUACAGUUCCUCCUGAUGUGCAUGGAAGGACAGCAGCUGCAAACAUCAUCAAAAUGACCCCUGGGGUCAGGAGGUUUGCUGUGAGAAGAGUAAGUGACAUCAAGAUGUGGUUUGAUCUUUUUUUGCCAUUGUCACUAAAAAAACAGUCAAAAUUGCCAUGACAAACCUUGAGGGGAAAAAAGUCCAUGGCAACACAUGGAAAGACAUUGAUGAGACGUACCUGGAUGCCUACAUUGGUGUUCUCCUUGCUGGAGUUUACAGAUCCAGCAAUGAGGCAACUGAGAGUCUAUGAGAUGCAUCAACGGGCAGAAAUAUUUUCCGGGCAACAAUGUCUCUUCAGACCUUUCAGAUGAUCUCAAGAGUCCUCAGAUUUGGACAUUGUUGUCCCUGCUUUAUUUCAUAGAGUCGCACAAUUCGGAGAGGCAUAUCACCGGAUUAUACAGCUUGACAGAGAAUGCAGGCAUGAGGAAAAUCAAGAAGAGAGGGAACCAAGACGUUCGUCAAAUUAUUGGAUAUAUCUCGGGAUAUCAAUUGUAUUGUCUUUACUCUUUUGUGCUAUCAGACAUUUCCAACACUAGCAAAGCAUGUUUGCUGGGAAAAAGGAGAAAUAUCAACAUACGGCUGCAACAAUCAGCUCCAAACGGAUAUAAAGUUGAGACCAGAGCUUCCAGAAAGUAUCAGCUACUGGGACGACUGGAUCAAGAAGACGUUUCUCUGACCAUCCUCAACCUCACAGAAGAUACGGCUGCAGAGUGCAGAUAACAGGAAUAUUAAAUGAUCAAAAACAUCACUUUGAAGCUUAAAUUAUUUAGUCAGAUCAGCUGAUUUACUGGCUGCGUUUUGAAGAGAAGGACUGGCCGUCUUUACGUUACAUUUCCUCUCUAUUGUGUUCCUACUUUCGUUUUUUACUGCCUAACUUUUGGGUUAAUAAUAACUGUAAAAUAAUCUCUCAUUGUGUGGAACAGAAAACGAGUCCUUUUUCUGUUAGAUACAUUUUAAACAUGAACAAAGAGAAAUGUGAAACUGAGCAAAAUGUUAUGAGAAUAAAAGGAGACCUGUCGCUCUUGGCUGUAAUUUGUCCCAUUAUAAUGGACUGAGGAUCACUGAAUGGAUGGGAUGUGAUCCGGAGUACUGCACUGAAAAAACUGUGAUCAGGAUUAAUUAAUAUUUACUAAAUAAAUAAGAGCAAACUAUACAUAAUAAAAAAGACUUUGUGCAGUUUGGAAUCUCACUGAGCUGAAUUAACCAAAUUUGAUUACUUUUUUAAUUGCAUUUUACUCUGUAUUUUUUAAAAUAAAAUCAGCAGAAAAACAAUAAGUAGAAUUUAUUUAUUUUCAUUGGUAAAGUCAAAAGUGCAGAAAAUUGAUAAAUUUUACUCAUUUGGAGGCCUUAAUUUUUCCCGCCCAAGGCAUUUUCAUCACAGGAACAUCGAGCCUGCUCAUUUCAUGGACUACCGUUUGCUUAAAGGUUCUGGCCUAUGGGGUGGCAGUGCAAGAUCUGCAAGUCUUUGUCUGCAACAAAGGAUCCAGGAUGAGUUUCACAGAAUCACAAUGGUGCAUCUUGAAUCAAAGUUCAUGUCCAAACUGGAUGAAUAUACUCCUCGACUUUUGAACCUCUUCCACUCUAAGGGCGGAAGCAUGGGAUUGAGACUACAGGCUAUCCUACUCAAGACUCCAAACAAUCCUGACAUCAACAUGACCAGAGAUGUUAUCAUUCGAUGUUUGAUGCUGUACCUUGGGGAAUCUACAGAUCAACUCUUAAAAGAGUACGAUGAUGCUGAUGAAGACAGUGUGUCACAGGACCUUGCUGUUCAAAGCCUGAAGAUCUACAACAUCAAAGCUAACACGUCAGAGGAUCCAGACAUCAGUAUCGUGGUGGACGGCGUGAAAAUUCUAACUGCUCUGGGUAACUUUCCAAGGACUUGCUCCCUCCUUGUUGGGUUGGCGAAUGCUGUGAAUCUUGCCUAUCCAAAGGAGCUCAGAUACACGUUUGAAGUGUUUCAGAAACUCUCUCACAUCUUGUCAUGUUUUCCCCUGGUAAGUUUUAUGUGCAUACUUGUUUUGUGCUCUGCAUGCCUCUUAAACAUAAAGGGAACUCUUAUGUGAUUGAUAAAUUGUUGAAACAAGCUUAACUGAGUCCAAGUUGAUUGUUGUUGAUGUGAUGGUUCUAAAAAAUCAUGUUAACUAUACUUUGAGCAGAGUGGCACUAU